AUGAGGGCAUACGCGUUGCUUAAGAGGCCGGGUCUUCAAAAAUAUCAAUUGGAGGUCGACCCAGCCGCCACUCAGGGUGCAACGAUGGCCAUGGCGUCAUCGAUGUGGAUGGCAAACAUGACCAGAGGCGACGAAACUAUGGCAGACGGCAGCAUGUCUCUGAUGAGAGAGAUGCAGCGUGACGUGAUCAAACACGACCACAAAAAGAGGAAAGCCCACGUGAAGUUUUCUACGCUCCUGGGUUUCAAACAGGACGAUAAGAUAAAGGUGACCGAUACUUCGCUGGAGUCGUUCACACAAGAAUAUCAAGACGUCAAGACCUAUUAUUCGCAGCAGGCAGGACAGUCUGAAUUGCAUCAGGCUGUUCGCGACCUCUGCGACGAGGUGAUCUUCAUCACCAAGAUGGUACGGCGUAGGCUACAUUUAGUUUAAGUGUAAAUAACCUUAUUUAAUUUUAAGUUACAAUGCUUUCACAGAGUACAGUUUUUUCACCUCUAGGGUAACAUUAGACUUCAGCCUUCCUUCCAUCCAAACAAUCAAACAAGCGCAGGUCUACGAAUCGGCGGUCUCUGCAUAUGCAAAGUCUCUAUCCAAGCUGACAGUGGAAGAACGCAAGUCCCUGGAGGAACUCACCAAAAAGCGGGUGCUGCAGACCAUCAGGGAGACUUUCCGACCAAUCACGCACGAAAGCGUAACUUCGGAGCAGUCCAGGGUGUUCAAGAUGUUGCUCACGGCACAUUACGAACCUAAGAUGAUCAGAGGAGACUCGAGCAACUCAGUAGUAACGCUAGCAAUUGGUGGAGGGAGUAGUAGUGACGAUUGGCCCUUGAAGCGUCUGAGUUUGGGCGCAGACGCUGACGAGCUUGCUACGAAGAGAGCAAGAAAACUACAGUCGGAAGCCGACAAAGCCAAGGCGGAAUUGAACAAGAUGAAGCAGAAUUUAGGUGGGCAAGUUCUUAGUGGCAACAACGGGGACAAUCCUACUAGAACUUCAAAUGGUGGCAAGAACAGGCUGAAGGAGGCGACGAAGGAAGAGGUGGGGGCUUUCGUUGUUUCCAGGGCAGGCAUCCUCAUCAAAGAGCAUUUUGAUCCGAUUGUCAAAGACAAAUCAGCGGACAGGAAGAAGAAGCAGGAGGCUAUCACAAAGGGAAUGCAGAUCGAUCGUGACGGCACGUUUUUCCUGUGGGGUCACGUGUACAAAGCGUGUCGCAACUGCUGGCUCGAGGGUAAGUGGGUGACCACACACCUUUACCAGCAGUGCCAGGUGUUGGGAAGCAAGUUCUUUGGAAUUUGUUCCAAUUGCUUAGGCGAGCGCGAAGAAUGGCCGACACACUGUGUCGAGGUCAAGGGUGACAUGCGCGCAAUGCGACGAACAUCGAAAGGAAAAGGCAAGCGCAACUAG
Amoebophrya sp. A25 is the source of this 1402-nucleotide messenger RNA. The record is from the annotation of a GenBank genome assembly. NCBI's taxonomy places the organism in Eukaryota, Dinophyceae, Syndiniales, Amoebophryaceae.